Messenger RNA from Priceomyces carsonii, 1149 nucleotides. RefSeq lists its product as uncharacterized. Gene Ontology annotation, molecular function: tRNA binding. The transcript has a single exon. The record is from RefSeq and is a predicted model, not a curated record. Gene Ontology annotation, biological process: tRNA wobble position uridine thiolation. Bases 1 to 1149 code for a protein of 382 amino acids. Gene Ontology annotation, cellular component: mitochondrion; cytosolic tRNA wobble base thiouridylase complex. Lineage: Eukaryota; Fungi; Ascomycota; Pichiomycetes; Serinales; Debaryomycetaceae.
AUGGUAGAAGAUCGAGAUAUCAGCAGGGGUAAUAAGCCUGUUAAGAUAACAGCUUUAUGUGAACUUUGUCAUGGUCGCAAGGCAGUUAUGAAAAGGCCUAAGAACUUGCAGAAGCUCUGUAAAGAGUGCUUUUUCAAGGUAUUUGAAACAGAAAUCCACAACACAAUCGUAAAUGCUAAGUUAUUUCAACAAGGAGAAAAGGUUGCUAUUGGAGCCUCCGGUGGUAAGGAUUCUACUGUUUUAGCAUCAGUUUUAAAAACACUUAAUGAGCGUUAUAAUUAUCGGUUGCAAUUAGUGCUUUUGUCAAUUGAUGAGGGUAUAAAAGGGUAUAGGGAUGACUCUUUGGCAACAGUUAAGAGAAAUCAGAAGCAAUAUGAGAUGCCGCUAGAAAUAAUAUCCUAUAAAGAUCUCUACGACUGGUCGAUGGAUGAGAUCGUCUCCUGUGCUGGAAUCAGAUCGUCUUGUACAUAUUGUGGUGUUUUAAGAAGACAAGCUCUAGAUAGGGGUGCUGCGAAACUAGGCAUAAGCCAUGUGGUAACAGGUCAUAAUGCAGAUGAUAUGGCUGAGACUGUUUUAAUGAACUUGUUGAGAGGUGAUACUGCCAGAUUAGAUAAAUCAUGUUCUAUUUUAACUCAAUCUCCGGGUUCUCCAAUAAAGCGUUCUAAACCAUUUAAAUAUGCAUAUCAGAAGGAGAUUGUGUUGUAUGCUCAUUACAAGAAAUUGGAUUACUUUUCAACCGAGUGCAGUUAUGCACCUGAAGCUUUUAGAGGUACGGCCAGAGAACUCUUAAAGUCUUUGGAAUCGAUUCGUCCUUCUUGUAUUAUGGAUAUCAUCUACAGUGGUGAACAUUUAGUUUUAGCUCCAAGGAAGAAGAAGAUAACUAGGCAAUAUAAGAACAGGGGAAAAAUAUCAAACAACUAUAAAGAGCAUGAGAUAAAUGCGGAUGGUUCUGUCACUAUUGAUCGGAAAGAGUUUAAAGAUGGAAACAAAUGUGAAAAAUGUGGAUACUUGUCAUCAAAUAGAAUAUGUAAGGCGUGCUCCUUAUUGUCAGGACUUGAACUUAAUAGGCCAAAGGUAGGCAUUAAUAAUAAUUCAGCAAUAGAUGGCGCAGCAAAGUUAAGCAAGACAUUGGAGCAACUUAGUUUUUAA